CUGCAGACGCCGCCAUCCCCUUGUCUUUGAAACGUGGCCUUUGCAGGUCACGUAUGGUUAUGCUGUUUUAUACCAGCCACUGUUCGAUACAAGUGAUAGAGGAUAGUUCUAUUGACAACUUGAAAGCAUAAUGAUGUCUGCGGUGUUUGCAAGGCGGCUUGUUGCUGGCGUUUGUCGGGCUUCCCUACGUCCAUCAAUGGUUGGUGCAGUGUCUGCACGAGGUUACCGUGGUGAUGCACCUGAACCCACUAUGAUUGAAGUCCCUCUACCGCCGUGGGAGGAGAAGAUGGGCGAGCCUAUUGAUAUCAAGAGGAAAAGACUCUUAUAUGAGAGCCGCAAAAGAGGCAUGCUCGAGAACUGCAUCUUGCUCAGCCUGUUUGCCAAGGAGUACUUGAACACCAUGACAGAAACCCAGCUGCAACAGUAUGACAGAAUAAUCAAUGAGCCAACCAACGACUGGGACAUUUACUACUGGGCAACAGAGGCUUUGCCAACACCUGAGCCGUACAGUGGAGAGGUCAUGGAUCUCCUGAAGGAGUUCGCCAAGAACCGGCAACAGGAGCAGCGUCUGGAUGCACCAAACCUGGAAUACCUGGAUGACGGCAAGAACUGAGCUUCCCCAAAGCCUAUUCCAGAGACUUGCACAUGAUCACCCGGCACAGGCAGAGAGUGUGACCACAUACAAUACAAAAUGUCUGCGUAUAGUUGAUAUACAGGCUUAUCCCAGGCCCUUUAAUAGGCCAUUUCUUUUUUAUUUAUUGUGUUUCAUUGUUCUUUAUGGUUUGAAAUGGACUGCUGAUGUAUUUCCCACCACAUUGUGUAAAUCAACUGACAGGACUGGCUGACUGAUCCACACAGGCUGGGUUUUUCAGUAUGUAAGAGACUGUAUCGACUGAUGUACUGUAUGUAAAAAGUGCUAUGACUAGUUGCUGUCGUGUGUUGACAUGACAGACAUUGAUCUAAAAUGUUGUGUACAUAAAUGCAUAAUUAUAUGAA
This is a messenger RNA of Sardina pilchardus (European sardine), 996 nucleotides long. It is a transcript of the gene sdhaf2, whose product is annotated as succinate dehydrogenase complex assembly factor 2. Gene Ontology annotation, biological process: mitochondrial respiratory chain complex II assembly; tricarboxylic acid cycle; mitochondrial electron transport, succinate to ubiquinone. The transcript has 5 exons. Gene Ontology annotation, cellular component: mitochondrion. The record is from RefSeq and is a predicted model, not a curated record. NCBI's taxonomy places the organism in Eukaryota, Metazoa, Chordata, Actinopteri, Clupeiformes, Clupeidae. Bases 131 to 613 code for a protein of 160 amino acids.